UCGCUCGUCUUUGAUGUCGCGUCACGCCGUCAAUGGUUGGAAGAUUUGGAGCCUCGUCUAUGGUUCCUCAACCUUCGGAGAUAUUAGAGAACCAUUAUUAAAAGAUGAGACGCCAAACCUGUUUUUUUACAUAAAAGACACGGGGACUACACGUGAAAAUUGCUGGGUCGGAAUGUGUUUUUGCAGCUAACAUUCCGUUGGGUCCGCGCGACGUAACAGCAGGGAGAUUCAUUCUCGUUCAUGUCAUACGCUCUUAAGGUAUUGUGUGAGGAGAUAUUGCCCUCUGAGACGUCAAAUUGAGAGCACCGUGUGUACAAAAAUACACGAUGGAUUUUUAAAACUCAAUAAAUGUUCCCACCAUAGUCCACAGCAGAUUACAUCUGCUCAAGGUAAAUACCAAUGGCCAACAUUCGUCUGGACGAGCAGACAUCAAAUGGCUUGGCAUAAGGUAAAGUCUCAUAUUCCAAGCCCCAACAUUCUUCACGUCCAUUGAUAUGUACAACAAAAUUUGCAGGUAUAAAUCUUUCUCAUGCUCUCGUUCUUUUCUUCUCCAUAAACGCGUCUCGUCUGCUUUACAACUAACGGCACUAUUUUCAAUAUGACGACUGCAAGCUUGUUGAUUCUUCUGGCCUUCGCCAGAGGUAUUUGGGGAGAUUGUACCAAUGACCAAUGUGCCAAUGCUAUUACAGCAAUUGGCGAAAUCAACGUCGGUCUCCAAAGUCGUUCACUGGAUUGCGCCAAAUUUCUAGCGACGACUGUCACGCCUGAUGCUUCGUUCGUCAAACCCUAACCCCAUUCAUCUUCCUUGCUAAUUGAGGUAGGAUCGCUUUGAUCACUACAAGUGCCAAUAUGGAAAAUUAUCCAUAUCCUCCUGCCGCAAAGACGACUGAGCCCGGCCCAGUUCCCACUUACGCGUCAGCAUGUAGCGAUGCCGCCGCCUACUCAUCUGCCUGUACUUGUGCAUCCAUCACAGCAUCUACAGUAGUCGCUCCAACUCCAACUAUCUAUCUCUACGAUAAACUACCCCUCUGUGCAAACCCAGCCACAUGUGCACAAGGAUACAGUAAUGCUGCUUGUGGAAAUGGUGCUGGUAUCUGUAUUCCUGGCGGUGGAGACGAUGGUGCUGGAUUCUGUGUCGCUGCAGGCGUUUGUGGUGACAACUGCGUUAAUAAUUCGGAUUGUGCCAGUGGGAUUUGUUUGAGAGACGUCUGCUGCGGCAGUACGUGUUAUAAUCCAUCUGUCCAAUUUGUCACCACAUGGGCUCCUUCUCGUAAACUCGUGAAGAAAGACCUUAGUAAUAUGGCUGCAAUUUUUGAGAAGCUGAACCAAUUGAAAGGGAAGUUUUUGAACUCUGGGAAGGUGUUGAACUCGGGAAACAUGUUCAACUCGGGGAAGAUUUCCGGCUCAUUUAAGAGCAAAAUAUUAGGUACUUAUCUUCCCGAAAACCCUCAACCUACGAGCUUCUUCAAAGGAAAACAGUGGUACUAAGAUGAGAUCGUUUGGAUUGUGUGGGUUGUUAUGAUAUCGAAAAUGGUAUAGGUUGGAUACGGUGGAAGUGUUUAUGGAACAUGGAUCUCUUUAUGUCGAAUUUAUGUGGAAAUCUCAGGUUGUUUGAUCUAUCAGUUUCCCUUCAGGUACAUCACAUAUAUCAAUGCGUCGUUUAUUUUCU
Molecule: messenger RNA, 1669 nt
Organism: Sclerotinia trifoliorum
Lineage: Eukaryota; Fungi; Ascomycota; Leotiomycetes; Helotiales; Sclerotiniaceae
Source: the annotation of a GenBank genome assembly